CAUCAAGGUUUUCAAGCUGACACUUGGUAUCCAGAAUUUCGCGCCAAAAGAACUGGAGUUGAAAUUAACGGGAGAUUGCCUCCAUGUGCGCGGAAACACGAGCAGAACGCAGACGAACAUGGCUUUGCACCUCGCGAGUUCCACAGUCCAAGGUAUUAAAACGGGUUAACAAGUUCUACAUAUCAAUGCUGUGGUACAAAUGGAAGAAACACCAGUAAAAGAGCAAAUCGGAUCUACGGAGUGCGGCGCUGAGCUGCCAAAUAAAGUGCGCAAGUUGUCACAGAUAUUUGGGGAUGAAGUUGCGCAAUUGGUCGAAAAAGCAAAUUUAUCAAGCAAGCAUCAACAAAGAUGUUUACAAGAACAGAUUAGCGCAUUAGAAAACAAACUGCAAGAAAAUCAAACUAACAGCAAAAAGGAAAUAGAGCGAAUCAUGCAAACAAAUAUGUCUGUUAAGCAAUCAGAAGAAGAUAUAAGACGGGAGUACGAUAUGACCCUGGAAAGACUAUCGAAAGAAAAGAUUGCAAACGACGAACUCAGGUUAAAUUUGCAGCUUUCUAAUAUUAAACAAGAUGCAAUUAUGUUGGAUCUACAGACUAAAGAAAGGGAGCUUGAAUCAAAGUCAACCCAAUGUGACGUGCUUAGUAAAGAACUGUCAAAAUUCAUGGAAAGGUUGGCAACAUUGAUGAACAAUAAGGACACUGAGAAGAGUUCCAUCACGGCAGAUAAAAGCGAGCCUCUUGCUCCGACGAAUUCGGUGGAAAUCAGUUCAGAAUUAAAAAUACCAAAUGACCAUGGCAUAUAUGAAGCGCUCGUGACGGAAUAUGAAAAUAUGAAAUCUCAAAUAUCCAUACAACAUUCUUGCAAACCCCAAAGCAAAGCAAAUUUGCAUGUUGCAGAUAAUUUCGACAAUGCUUCUGCAGAAGUGGCGUUGCAAUUGCUCCAGAAGAAAACGGAGGAGGUUACAAAACUGGAAGUGGAAAUCGAAAGACUGAAUCGUGAAUUACAGGAAUCUCGAACUCGUGAACUUUUGGCGAAAGCACCAGAAGACUUGCAAAAGAUCUGUGAGAAAAACGAAAAAACUCUUGUGAAUGAAAUGGACCUUCUUCAACAAGAUAUAGUACAACACGAGGAAGAAAUUAAGAAACUCAAUAUUUCAUUACAGUUCGUACAGUCUGAAAGUAACGACGAGACAUGUAAACUUCACCGACAACUGAAACAAAAAGAAGGAUCAAUUAUCAUCUUGAAACAGCAGAAAGAAUUACUUCAGAAAAGAGUGAACACGGCUAAAAAAACUAUCAAGUUACUGAAAGAAGAAUCUACUGUUUUUACAAACGUUUUCAACGAACCAAGUCCGCAAUUGAAGCAGUUGAUUGAAAAGGAUGUGCAAUUAGAGCAAAACUAUAAAAAGACUCAGCAAGAUCUUGAUGACCAUGAAAGAUGCCACAAUGGAACUACGACGUUUGCAGAGAUGAAAAUUUUUGAAAAUAUGCAGAAAAAAAUGAAUGAAUUAGAGCAAAAACUUAAGUCAAGUGAACAAUCGCAUGUGAAGGAAAUCCUGCAGCUGAAAACGUCAUCGGAAAAUCACGCGAGUGGAGAAGAAGAAUAUAAAGUGAAAUACGAAUCUGUCAGCUCUGACCUGUCGAAGGAAAAAGCCAGUAACAGAACACUCACAGAUAAUUUAUCAAUCGCCAAUAAUAACAUUACAGCUCUUUCAUAUGAAAAACAAAAGUUGUCGGGAAGGCUAUCCGAACUUACGGUAGAAAACGAUAUGGUUGGGAUGGAACUAUCGGAUUGCAAAUCAAGGUUGAGCAAGUUGUUAAGUGACAGGCUCACAGAUAACAAUCCCCAGAUUGCUGAUGUUAGUGAUCCAAACCGACCUACGAAGCUGGCUGAAAGGCACUCGGUACUAUACGAUAACCAGUGGACAGACGCAUUUGAGGUGUUACAGGAAUCGUUUGACGAAGAGAAGUCAAUUCAAAAACUCCUUUUCUGUCUGAUGAAGAUUCAAGAAUUCUGUAAAGAAAAAGCAGCCGAGCAAGUCAAUCACCUACAGCAAGUAGCAUUCAUGCGUUCUGCAGAGGAAGAACAACAUUCCGACACAGUAGACCUAAAGGCACUUAUAAAAGAGAUCAGAAAACAAACCGCUGAAUCGAGCGCGCAGCAGGUCUUAAAGGGUUUUAUUUCCAAAUAUCCAAGGUAUUCAAGCAAUCCAAUUAUCUUGAAGUACGUCGAAGAGUGUGUAAAACUUUGCUGGCUGAUGAACGCACAAGAUCCACCAGUAGUUUUUGCAAAAGCAAAAGCAGAAAAUACACAGUUAAACUACGAUCUUUACAAGCCAUAUACACAGUCGGGAGAAACCAUGAAAUUUCUCGUAUGGCCAGCACUUUUACUGCACGAAGAAGGAUCCGUUCUUGCUAAAGGCGUAGCACAGGGCUUUAAAGCUCACGAGAUCCUUGAGCCCAGGGAUUCAGCUGAAGUGGAUAGUAAACCUCAUCAGAGUGAUCCUCAAAUUAAUACCAGCCAGCAGGAUACGGACACAAAAUCACAAGAUUUUGAUUGCAGCGACAAGGUUGAGUUUCAAGAUGCACGUGUCAAAAAGGAUGCAAGCGUUACAAACACAUAUUCACAAGUUGAACAAAAACCAACAAGUCCUGGGUCCCCAAACACCAACGCCGUUCUUACCAUGAAUCAACGGAACAUGAGUACACCACAGUCUCCAAGUUCGGGAUCGGCCGUUUUGCAUACCCGCAAGGCAGAAAGCACCUUAGACACACAGGCAGGCACAACUCACCCAUCAGCAGCGAAUUAUAGUAGAAAACUGGGCGCAUCUCUCAGGACAUCACAGCACACGGCUACGACUCAAGAUCGGCAGAAUUGGAGCGAACCUGUUGGCGGGAUAUAUCGAUAUCUCACUCAACUGCAAUACCCACUGACAAAGAAAUGACCGAUUUUAUAGAUUUUGGAAUGAAAAAGGGGAGCGUUAUUGUCAAGAAAAGUUGGGAUCGGAGCUGUUCGCUAAAUGUUUGGCAUAUAUUACAACAGUAUAACUAAGU
Dreissena polymorpha is the source of this 3053-nucleotide messenger RNA. RefSeq lists its product as uncharacterized. Lineage: Eukaryota; Metazoa; Mollusca; Bivalvia; Myida; Dreissenidae. Gene Ontology annotation, cellular component: mitochondrial outer membrane. The record is from RefSeq and is a predicted model, not a curated record. The transcript is spliced from 18 exons. Gene Ontology annotation, biological process: mitochondrial protein catabolic process; mitophagy by internal vacuole formation. Bases 200 to 2944 code for a protein of 914 amino acids.